AUCCACAGCAUCAUCACAGAAAGGGGGAAUUGAAAUAGCCAAGAUGCCUGAGAAAGCACCAGAGAGGAAAUCUAAAAUAUCAGCCUCUCGCAAGCUCAUGCUGAAGAGCCUGAUGGUAGCCAAGGCUAAGGAGGAGCUGGAGCAGGAGAUGGUAGAAAAAGAGGACCAAAAGACACAGUACCUGGACGAAAAAGCCCCUCCAAUACAGACCAGUGGCAUGUCCUUAGCAGAGCUGAGGACAUUGUGUGAGGAGUUGCACAGCAAAAUAGAUGUGGUGGACGAGGAGCGGUAUGAUAUUGAAGCCAAAGUCUUGCACAACACCAGAGAGAUCAAAGACCUAAACAUCAAGGUGCUGGACCUGCGAGGGAAGUUUAAGAGACCCAACCUAAGAAGAGUGAGGGUUUCUGCUGACGCCAUCCUGCGCUCACUCCUGGGCUCAAAACACAAGGUCUCUUUGGAUCUGCGAGCUAACCUCAAAUCAGUCAAGAAGGAGGACACAGAGAAGGAGAAGACUGUGGAGGUGAGCGACUGGAGGAAGAAUGUGGAAGCCAUGUCGGGCAUGGAGGGCCGCAAGAAGAUGUUUGAUGCAGCAAAGGGCCCCAACCAGUAA
Toxotes jaculatrix (banded archerfish) is the source of this 610-nucleotide messenger RNA. It is a transcript of the gene tnni1b, whose product is annotated as troponin I type 1b (skeletal, slow). NCBI's taxonomy places the organism in Eukaryota, Metazoa, Chordata, Actinopteri, Toxotidae. Gene Ontology annotation, biological process: muscle contraction. Gene Ontology annotation, cellular component: troponin complex. The record is from RefSeq and is a predicted model, not a curated record. The coding region runs from base 44 to 610 and encodes 188 amino acids. The transcript is spliced from 8 exons.